AUGGCUUCUGUUAAAUCAUAUGUCCAAAAUAAAAAAGGUUUACGAUACGAUGACAUCAUACAUGAAGAAAGUGAAACGGUUCAAGAAGCGUUGAGGCGACUACCAAUCCACGAAGAUAACUAUCGUAGUCUACGAAUUCGUAAUGCGUUUCAACUUUCUAUACAGCAUAAUAUCUUGCCAAAGGAGCAGUGGAUUAAACCGGAGGAGGAUGUGAGGUAUCUUUCUCCGAUAAUUGCAGAAGUUGUGGCCGAAGAAGCUGAGCGAGAAGCAUUUGAUGCUAUGAAGAUUAUUAAGAAAUAA
This is a messenger RNA of Ambispora gerdemannii, 300 nucleotides long. The record is from the annotation of a GenBank genome assembly. NCBI's taxonomy places the organism in Eukaryota, Fungi, Glomeromycota, Glomeromycetes, Archaeosporales, Ambisporaceae.